UCUUUGUACAUAUCGGCAUUCUCUCCCACUGGACAUCAUCCAAGCUGUUCGGACUCGGCCCGACUAACGAGUACGAGGCAUACAUAUCCGUUUAGGCUAAAGGCUGAUGGAUGAGGGGACCUCCAAUGCUCCGUCCUGACUGGCGGUAGACAGCUCGUAUCGGCUUCUUCCUUCCUCUCCUCCACAUCCUCUAAUCCAUCCAUCCUACAUUUCCUUCUCCCCUCGAUUCCCAAUUUCAUUCAGUAUCACCAUCCAGAGCAUCUGCCCAUUGCUAUUAACCACCGACAAUGACUAUCCAAACCGGACUCGACUACCUUCGCUCCCGCGGCUCCAUCGUCGACUGCGACACCAUGGACGAGGAAGUGGCCGAAGUCCUCGGUCCCUUCCAAGACUGCACCUCCAACCAGGCGAUCGCCUACAACGAGCUCAGGAAAUCCAAACAUGCCGAGCUCCUCAUGUCCGCUCUCACGAAGGCCCACUCCCUGAUCUCUGAAUACCCCGACUUAACCGUUAUAGAACUUGCCAUCGAGAUAGCGAUGGUUGCGCUCUCCCUAAGAAUGGUCCCUCAUAUCACCGGACGCAUCCACAUCCAAACAAACCCCUACUACUCCUACUCCACCGGAAAGACCAUCGCCAACGCUAUACGCCUAGUCAAGCUAGCCAGCAUCCUCUGCCCCUCCCACCCCCAAUCCCGCAUCUCUAUUAAAAUUCCCAGCACCUGGGAAGGUCUCAUGGCCUGCCAGUACCUCGAAAAAGCGGGGAUACGAACCCUCGCCACGACGCUCUUCACCCUCCCCCAAGCAAUGCUUGCAGCAGAAGUAGGCUGCACCUAUGUCGCACCGUACGUGAACCAGCUGAGAGUGCACUUCGAAGAAGACUUCAAAGACCCCUCCCCCGCCCUACCCCUCGUACCCCUCAUCCAAGAGUACUACACCCGCGAAAGUAUCAAGACCCAAGUCCUCCCCGCGAGCCUCACCUCCACCGAAGAGAUCUUCUUUCUGGCAGGUGCACACCACAUCACCAUCCCCCCCAAACUACUCGACGAACUCUCGAAGCCACUUGAGGAUGGAUUCUCCGCUGCAUCAUUAUUCAAGUCGCCGGGGUUUGACGACUUUGCAGGGACAAGGAAACCAACGUCAUUCGUGAAUGAUGAAUCUGGGUACCGGCUUGCAGUAGCGAGGGAUGCAAAGGGGAAGAGUGAGGAGAAACUUGCGCAGGCCGUGAAUAUUUUCUGCGACAUGCAGGACAAGCUGGUUUCGCUUUUCCAGCAGUCCAAAUAGUUCAUUAAUAGAAGGAGGAAGGGGGUUAUCCAAUACGUAGGAAAGUAUAUAAAUCUGGUAUUCGAAGAGAUACAGAAAUAUGGUAUGAAACUAUCUGCCUGAUAAAUAACAAGUUCGACUGCUCUACUACUCUACAUCGAAGCGAACAAGUCUAUCCUAAUAUCCA
This is a messenger RNA of Aspergillus ibericus CBS 121593, 1446 nucleotides long. RefSeq names its product transaldolase family protein. Bases 288 to 1280 code for a protein of 330 amino acids. Gene Ontology annotation, biological process: pentose-phosphate shunt, non-oxidative branch; carbohydrate metabolic process. Lineage: Eukaryota; Fungi; Ascomycota; Eurotiomycetes; Eurotiales; Aspergillaceae. The record is from RefSeq and is a predicted model, not a curated record. The transcript is spliced from 7 exons. Gene Ontology annotation, molecular function: transaldolase activity. Gene Ontology annotation, cellular component: intracellular anatomical structure.